AGGAAGGAGGGUUGGGCUACGGCGGCGGCGACCUCGACUUCAGCGAGCUGUGGAUGGAUCUCAACCCCGGGGGCUUCCUGAGCUUCUUGGAGGAGGACGUGUUCCAGGGGAUGAUGGCUCCUGACCUGCUGCAGCAGCCGCUGGGGGCGCCGAGGAUGGAUUUAGUUGGUGAAAUGUGCGCCUCCUUUCUGGCUUAGUUAGUUAGCCAGAGCUGUUCUUGUGAUCUUUAUCUUGUUUUUGUGAGAAUUUUUUGCACUUUGGUUGAGAGAAAUGGAUUCUUUUCUCUCUUUCACUAGAUGAACAUAUUUACAGUGGUCUUGAAAGAACUUGCGCCCAUGGUUGCAAAUACUAGUAGUGAUUAUGUAAGCCUCCCUGGUGGGAUGAUGAUCAAUGAUCAUCCAAGGAAUAUGAUCGGUUUGGGUGCCUACGUUUGUUUUC
Molecule: messenger RNA, 438 nt
Organism: Triticum urartu
Lineage: Eukaryota; Viridiplantae; Streptophyta; Magnoliopsida; Poales; Poaceae
Cellular component (GO): nucleus
Source: RefSeq, a predicted model, not a curated record